This is a messenger RNA of Schistosoma margrebowiei, 1289 nucleotides long. Lineage: Eukaryota; Metazoa; Platyhelminthes; Trematoda; Strigeidida; Schistosomatidae. The record is from the annotation of a GenBank genome assembly.
CAAGGAUUUAAAUCAUAACAACCAGACUCUUGAGUGCCAAACGUGUUUUUAAAGUCAUUAAUGACUAAAGCUGCCGGUAAUCCAAAAAUAAACUUAAACAUGUCCAAUAACAAACUACUGGAUAAUGCAAAUCGACUGUGGAAAAUGUUAGAUGAAAUGUCUGAGAAUGACCCGGUUUGCUAUCAAAAAUUUAUUAACAGACAAAUGGAGUCUUUUCAUAAAACUCUAUCUCCACCUAUCAUAAGAUUUGUUGUUAAACUUACACAGAAAUUGAACAAAGAACCUUUAAUAGUCAACUUUUGUGAAUGGUCAAUUAUUCCAGAACCUGAGUCAUCAGAUACUCCAAUUCCUGUGAAAUGUGGUGACAUGUUUAUGAUAAAUGAAGUGAAUGUUAUCACAUUAGCUUUCAAUCCGAAAGUAUUUAUUGAGCAUAAUUUUAAUGAAUCAUUAAAAAAUGAUCAAAUACAUGAUGAAGAAAUAAUUUAUUGCCAAUCUAUACACAAUGAUAAUCGUUAUCAACUUAUUUGGCUUGGAUUAAAUUAUUUAGAAAAUGAGAAAUCUUUAACAACAAUUGAAUCUGAUAGUGUAAAAUAUUCUAAUAAUCCUAUACGUCCAAAAUUAUUAAAAUCAUCUAAUAAAUAUGGAAGUGAACAACAAGUAUUUAAAUCAAUUGGUUAUUUCAUUAAACCAAUUCAAACAAAUAAAAAUAUUAAUCAUGAAAUUGAUUGGAUAAAAAAUUUAACACCAGAAACUUUAAUGGAAUUAAGAAAUUCUAGAUCAACUAUGAAUGAUGAUGAUGAUGAUCAUGCUGUUAGCGAUCAUGAUAUUGAUUUAUGUUCGAAUUCAAUAAAAUCAUUUAAACUUUCUACAGAUCAAUCAAACUAUGAUCAAAAAACAUCAUUUAGUUCAAAUGAGAAGGUGUUGAUUGAAGAGAUAAAUGAAACAUCAGUGAAUUCACAUGAUACAACAUUAGGAAUCCUAAAUUCAAUUUCAUGGUCCGCUAAAGUAAUUAAUUCUAAUUUAAAUAAACAAUCAAAUAAAGUGAAUCAAUUGAAAUUAACUUUCGCAUUACCCGGUAUAAAGUCUGGUAAACAAUGCAACGUCGAUUUAACAAUAAAUCGAGUUAAAUUGGAAGUUGUGGAUUCAUCUGUUGAAUUUUAUCCGUUAGAUCUUCGUUUACCUUGUAAAAUUGAAACUGAUUUAGCAGAAGCAAAAUUCAAUUCGAAAAAAGAAAAACUCAUUAUACUUGUUCCAAUAAUUUCAUCUCCAUGAUUAAUUUAUCUAUCAAC